AACAUGAUUUACGGACGUGUUCAUCGGUUACUUUUGCGUUCAAUAAUAAGUCAAGGCGUAAUAUCUUUGAUGGAAGCUGAGCGAGUUGUUAAUGCAGACCAACAAGAUAAAUCAAUAGAAGAUUUGGUGAAGGAGAUUAAUAAUGAGAUAAGGCCUUUUCAACAAAUACUGAAAAUUACAAGGGAUGAACUUACAAAUGAGGAUGUUAUUGUAUUCUUAUCAUUGGGUUAUGAUGAUGCAACUAAAGCACAGAAUGUAUUCUCAGCAACAGAGUUAGAAUACUUUAGGGUUCUUAUUGAGCAGAUUAUGACAACAGAGGCUAGACAGAUUACCAAUAUACAUGCCAUGAAUUUAGUAGGAAGUAUGAAAUCAUCCUUUACCAAGACAGAUGCACAGAAACUUCUUAAUACAUGGUGCCGUAUGCGAUAUCUUGACAAAGAUGAUAAGAAUUAUGCUUUGGGGGUAAGAGCUAUCCAUGAGUUUGAAAGCUAUUUUCGCCAAAAUAUGCCAGAUGCUGUUGAAGAUUGUUGUUUAUGUAAACAAAUAGUUCUAAGAGGUUUCAAUUGUCCUUCAUGUGGUUAUGCUGUUCAUAACCGAUGUCUCAAUAAGUAUUUGGAAAAAGUUGAGAAGUGGCCUUGCUGCAAGACAGAUUUUGAUCUUUCACAGUUAGAACAGCUACGCAAUGCUGAUAAUUCCAGACUGUCACAUACACAGCAAAUGCAAACACAACAUUCAGCAGAAUAUAACACUACAGCCGAACUAACACAGGCAACCACCACAGAUGUAGACUUGACACAGCAAAGUAGUGAUCCUGAAGACAUUAUACCAGAGAUUUCACAGAGAAUCAAUAGAAAGAGGAAGCACCGUGAGUGAAUAUAUAAAAAUACUUAUUUGAGACUGUUAAUAAUUUGUAUGUACAUUUUUCUUGAAAUAUACCAAUAUUUUAUUACGAUUGUUUU
Messenger RNA from Achroia grisella, 959 nucleotides. RefSeq names its product non-structural maintenance of chromosomes element 1 homolog (gene Nse1). NCBI's taxonomy places the organism in Eukaryota, Metazoa, Arthropoda, Insecta, Lepidoptera, Pyralidae. Gene Ontology annotation, molecular function: ubiquitin-protein transferase activity. The transcript has 5 exons. Gene Ontology annotation, cellular component: Smc5-Smc6 complex; nucleus. Gene Ontology annotation, biological process: DNA damage tolerance; double-strand break repair via homologous recombination. The record is from RefSeq and is a predicted model, not a curated record. Bases 4 to 873 code for a protein of 289 amino acids.